Molecule: messenger RNA, 1716 nt
Organism: Centruroides sculpturatus (bark scorpion)
Lineage: Eukaryota; Metazoa; Arthropoda; Arachnida; Scorpiones; Buthidae
Product: AN1-type zinc finger protein 6-like
Exons: 4
Coding region: 862-1251 (129 amino acids)
Molecular function (GO): zinc ion binding
Source: RefSeq, a predicted model, not a curated record
AUAUGAUAGUUUUACAUUAAUACACCUUGAAAAUAAUGAUGCAAACAAAUUAUUUGGAGAAAUUAAGAUAGAUAGAAAUUUGAGCAAUGCUUAAAUUUGGAGAAUUUAUUGAAAAUAAUUAUAGCCAUAAUUCUCUCAAAGAUAUUAAUGUAAACUAAUCAAAUAUUUAAGCUUUUCACAAAAUAUGUACUCAAUUUUUUCUUUAUAAACAAAAAUAUGAUUAUUUGAGAAUUUGUUUGUUAGAGGGAACUAUGUGAAAAGGUAGCAUUUCAUGGAAAUGUUAGAAUUUUAACAUAAAAGCAAUACAGUAGUAUCAAAUUAUUUCUAUUAUCAUAUCUAUUAAUUUUUAGAAAGUGACACUUGUAGCAAAAAAAAAAAAAAAACGUUUUUUAAUUUAAGUUAUAAGUAUUAUAAUAUGACAAAAUGCUGUUGAAAGCAUAUUCAUAGUGAAUAUGGAAGUAAAAGCAAUUGAAAGUGACAUUUUUUCACAAUAACAGUUUUACAUGCACACACAUGCGCGCGCACAGUUUCAGUGAAAUUUAUGGGAAUGUGGUACUGAUUUUUGGGAAAUUUUAUAUGAAAAUAAUUAUAUAUAUUAUGGAAUAUUUUUUACCAGUGGUUUAAUUUACACUUAUAAUGUUAUUUGGGAAUAUGAAAUAUUUUGAUUCUUAUUGAGCAGUAUGAAAUUUGUUGAUUUUUGAAGAUAAGAAUAUAAAUUGCCUUGAAUUCAAAACAGUUAAAACUCUGCUAGCAAGUGAUGUUACCAGUAUAUCAAAAUCAUUGCCAAUUUGCAGCACAAAAGAAGUAAGUGGAACAACUGAUGGUUCAUCAACACAGUUAACGUCUAAUGUUACAGAAGAUAUGCUAAAUACUGCAUCACCUACUGUCCACUCAGUUGCAAGUUCCAGCCAGGAAACAAACAAAUUUGAGAAUUUAAAUAGUCCAGGAAGUCAGACUGAAGCAGCAGCAGCCGCAAGUCCCACCAACACAACCACCGAAGAAAUUGGACAAGAAUCGGCCAACCAAACAAAUGGUACAGAGCCAAAAGAACAGAAAAAGAAGAACAGGUGCAAUGUCUGCCGCAAGAAAGUUGGAUUGACAGGUUUUCAGUGUCGCUGUGGUGGUCUAUUUUGUAGUCUCCAUAGAUAUUCUAAUGAACAUAAUUGCACAUUUGAUUACAAGCAACUUGGUGCCCAAGAAAUUAGAAAAAACAAUCCUCUGGUAGUUGGAGAGAAGAUACAAAAAAUCUGAAACUAGGCGAUUUCAUAACAGAGAGGGAAUUUGACAGAACUAAACUUUAAUCUUCCUUUGUGUGGAUGGCCCCGAAGUUUUCAAUCCUAAUCAUCAUUGAAUGGCAGGACUAGUUCUUUUUAUCUACAUAUUUUAAAUGCUCAUUGAAAAAAAAAAUGUGUGGAUUAAAAUAGAAUUUAAAAACACUAUUAGUAGCAGCAGAUAUCUUUGAGACUAUAUAUUUCAUUGUAUUCUUUACUCAAAGUAUUUACAUUAUCUGUAAACCUAAAAAUAUAUUUUACUUUACAUCCAUUCUCGUAAUUUAUCGAUUAGUAAUUUGCUCUAUUUGUGCACUUUGUGCUUAGCAGAUUCGGAUAUUUUUAGGUUUACAGUAGACAUCACAAUACGUCCAUUUUUUAACGCUCGCAGACCGGUAAGCUUUUCGAUGGUGUAAUUUAAGAAAUUACUAUGCACACACUAAAAAAA